GCGGCCGCGGCUGCGGGGUCGAGCCGGGGAGCGGGACCCGCGGUUCGCGCUAAGAUGGCCGCUCGGGCCCGGGCCGUUUUCAGAUGCCGUGGGCGUGUGAACAGAGGCGUGUCUGGGUUGCGUGUUUCUCAGAGGGACUCCGUGAACGCUAGCGAUGGAUAAGUGCAAACACAUUGGGCAGCUGCAGCUUGCUCAAGACCAUUCCAUCCUCAGCCCUCAGAAGUGGCACUGUGCGGACUGCAGCACCACCGAGUCCGUCUGGGCCUGCCUCAGCUGUCCGCACGUCGCCUGUGGGCGCUACAUUCAGGAGCACGCGCUCAAGCACUUUCAGGAAAGCAGCCAUCCUGUUGCGCUGGAAGUGAACGAGAUGUACGUUUUCUGUUACCUCUGUGACGAUUAUGUCCUGAACGACAAUGCAGCUGGAGACAUGAAGUUACUCCGAAGUACAUUAAGUGCAAUCAGAAGUCAGAAUUACUGUACCACGCGGAGCGGAAGGGUUUUACGGCCUGUGGAUACAAGUGGCGACUCCUGCCUCUUCCACAGCGACACCCAGCCUCAGCUUCGGAAUGAAGGUCAAAUGUGUGCUGCUCUUUGGCACAGGAGAAGGAUGCUCAUGGGGAGAACCUUUCGGACUUGGUUUGAACAAUCGCCCAUUGCAAGAAAAAGGCAAGAAGAACAACUUCAGGAAAAAAUAGCAAAAAGAGAAGUGAAAAAAAGACAGCAAGAGCUGUUAGGGUGUGAAGGGAGAGCAGAGCUGGAAAGUGCGCCUCCCAGAAAGAGCUCGCGUUUGCAAGGUGUGGCUCACUCUGCUCGCUCUGCCUCGGUGGCUGUGGCUCCUGUUCGGGUCCCCCCACAAACCCCAGCGUCACCAGCCAAGGGGAAAGUCGUGUGUACCUUAGAGCACGGGAGGCUGGAAAAAGCCAGCGACGCCUCCGCUAAACAAAGGCCGGUAGUGACUCCUGGUGUAACGGGAUUGAGAAAUUUGGGGAAUACUUGCUAUAUGAAUUCUGUGCUUCAAGUGCUGAGUCAUUUACUUAUCUUUCGACAGUGUUUUUUAAAGCUUGACCUGAACCAGUGGCUGGCUGUGACUGCUGGUGACAAUACAGGAUCCUACAGCCGUCCUUCCGCGGCAGAUAGCCUGGUGUAUCAAAUGAGUGAGUGCCGUGACAAAGACCCAGGCUUUCUUUGCUCCAGACACUCAAGCAUAUCACCAAGACUAAGUGGCGGGGCAUUAAAAAGCGGAAAUACGGAACUUAUCCAAGCCAGGGAGCCCAGUUCACAGUGUUUAUCUCUCUGUCACGAACUGCAUACCUUGUUCCAGGUCAUGUGGUCUGGAAAGUGGACCCUGGUCUCACCCUUCGCUAUGCUGCGCUCCGUGUGGCGGGUAAUUCCUGCUUUUCGUGGUUAUGCCCAACAAGAUGCUCAGGAAUUUCUCUGUGAACUUCUGGAUAAAAUACAAAAUGAACUAGAGACAACGGGGAGGGUGCCGGCGCUUCUCCCCACUUCUCAGAGGAAACUUAUCAAGCAAGUUCUGAAUGUUGUAAAUAACAUUUUUCAUGGGCAACUUCUUAGUCAGGUUACGUGUCUUGCGUGUGACAACAAAUCAAAUACCAUAGAGCCUUUCUGGGACCUGUCAUUGGAAUUUCCGGAAAGAUACCAGUGCCCCGGGAGAGACGCUACCUCGCAGCCAUGUUCGGUUACUGAAAUGUUGGCCAAAUUCACAGAAACUGAAGCUUUAGAAGGAAAAGUCUACGUGUGUGAGCACUGUAACUCGAAGCGUGGGAGGUUCUCCUCAAAGCCGCUCACACUCACAGAAGCCCGGAAGCAGCUCCUGAUCUGCCGCCUGCCACAGGUUCUCAGGCUACACCUCAAGCGGUUCAGGUGGUCAGGACGCAAUGACCGAGAGAAGAUCGGGGUUCACGUGGGCUUUGAGGAGAUCUUAAACAUGGAGCCCUACUGCUGCAGCGAGGCCGUGAGGUCACGCAGGCCCGAGUGCUUUCUGUACGACCUGUCUGCUGUGGUCAUGCACCACGGGAAGGGGUUCGGCUCUGGACACUACACGGCCUACUGCUACAACUCGGAAGGAGGGUUCUGGGUGCACUGCAACGACUCCAAGCUGAGCAUGUGCACCAUGGCCGAGGUGUGCAAGGCCCAGGCUUACAUCCUGUUCUACACCCGGCGCGUCCCUGAGAGCGGCCACCCGGAGCUCCCGGCGGACGUCACGGACUCCCCCGCUGGAGAGAGCCCAGCACCCCGCUUUGCUUGUUGAAACUUGAAGACUUUUUUUUAAAGGCGGAGUUAUAAUUUGGGGCCUUUUUUUUUUUUUUUUUUUUUUAAACUUAAUCAGUGCAGGGCUGGGGAUACAGCUCGGCGGUACUGCACCUGCCUGUCAACUGUGAGGUCAUGAGUUCGAUUCCCAGGACAAAAAGAACCAUGCAUACUACACGUACAUAUUUUGUAUCUAACAAAACUUUUUUACAGAGAUGAAACAAAUACAUACUUUUCAAGUACUUGGUUGUUUAAACCGUUUACCUCAGGCUCAUGUUACCUCUUACAGCAAAUGUCUUACUUGGCUCCAAUCAUGAAUUUGUGCGAUCUCCUGAAAUGCAGGGGACACUUUACAUACAUUUGUCACAUCUUUUGUACCUGCUUCUAUACAGCUGUAAAUAGGUGGAAAAUUGGACAGUUUCUUUACAAGUAAUCUUAACCAAAAAAAGGAAAAGGACAUUUCUUACAGGCCAUUUGUGUCCUGAAGUCACCUUGCCCCGUGAAGCUAAAGCAUUGAAAGUGACACGGCAAGGCCUCACACCCAGCAGUCACACUUGGUGACAUUCCCGAGGCUCUGCACAUGACGGGGCUCAGAAGAGAUUAAUUUGAUCAAUGGAAUUUGAUUUAAAAUUGUAACAAUUGUUGGAAGCUGAGGCAGGAGGAUCGCUGUGACUUUCAAGGCCAGCCUGGGCUACAUAGCAAGACCCUGUCUCAAAAACACAACAAAAAAAUUUUAUAACAACUGUUCUUUAUUUGGCAUAGUCAAACUAUAUCUACAUGAAAAUGGCAGAUUUACAAAUGUAAUUUUAAGUGAACUUUGUAACUACGGGUAUGAAAAGGAAGAGAUGGCUGGGGCUUGAGUUUACCGAACGUGGAUUAUGUUUUACGUAGUUUAUCUUGGGUGUGAGUUCAUUCUGUUUGAUAACAUAUCUCGUAAAGCUUUAUAUAGCUUGAGAUUGUUAAUGUAAGGGAAUAAAAAAGUCCUGAAACAAAAACUCCAUAAGCUGCAGAAGGUCACCAUUGGCAACUGGGCUAACGUGUAGCGUCUCAUUUUGCUCAAGAGCUGAAGCCUGGAUUUUUUACUUUUGCUAGGAUGCUCUAAGUACUGGAAACCUCCUACAUAUCAUGGGGCCUUGGCCUUCUUCAAAGCACAGUAAAAACUACCCAGGUUUGUAUUAACAGCACAGUGUGAGCUGGGUGCGGUGGCGCACACCUGUAGUCCUAGCGCUCAGGAGGCUGAGGCAAGAGGAUCGCUGUUUGAGGCCAGCCUGGGCUGCAAAGUGAGUUCAAUGGCAGCACCCUGUCUCACAACCAAAAGAAGAGCACAGUGUGAGACGCUCUUCGCUCCUCCCUAAUAACCGCAGUACAUUUUCUUGAAGUCCUGAUGCUAAUUUAAAAGGAGAGGGUCCACUCGCUUCUGUAGCGCGGCGACAUAAGAUCACAAGCCCCUGGUAAUCACUGUUAGCAUUUGUCUCUUCUCUGAAAUAAAUUCAUUUGCAGCUUGAAAUCCAAUGAAAAGUAAUAUCCUGUGACUAUUUGCCACAGAUGGUCACUUGUAAGUAUGAAUUUGAAAGGGACCUCUACUAGCACAUUUCAAAAGGUUUCAAGAAACAAAUUACCUGGAGCAGCUGGUGGUGAAAUGCAGAGAGAAUUUUUUGACCAAAUAGCUUGUGCCAAAGAACAGCUGAAGUAUUCAAUGGCUAGGGCUAAAACUGCUGGUUUACUGAACUCUGUGCAGGCUGUGAUCUCCGCUGUUACACACUUAUACCUCAUUAAAGACUGACGUGUCUCAUCUUGCCUUGCAAGCACUUUGUUUUUCCGCCAUAUACUCCAGGCUGGCCUCCAACCCAGGAUUCCCCAGUUCAAGGACUAUUUUUAAAAUGUCAAACAUUGUAGCACCUGGUUUUUACCAUAUAUUAAAAGAAAAAACUUAAAAGCUGUAUUUGUAAUGGCGUAAUUGCUUGUAUUUCAUUCUGAAAAUAUACUAACAGCUAUGGCGGAGAGGGAGGCGCUGGGGUGGCCAUGGUAUAUGGGAAAUGUGUUUCCCACUAAAUUAUGAUUUUAAACCUGAAUGAGUAACAAAUUUAGAUUCCUUACUAAGUAUCCCAAGUCUCAAGAUGGACUUCUACAUUCUGCUAUGUUGACCUAAUAGCUACGUUGAUCUAACAAAAAACGACAUGUUUUGGUUGUAAAAUAAUUUACUAAAGGCACUAUUGUUAAACAUCAAACUAAUUAACUUGUUGCCAGUAAGGUACAUCAUCGUAAACAGAACAAAAUGAUUCCGAGAGAUACACGGCUAGUAGGCAAGCACAGAUUUCCCUUAGUGAGCACUUUCCUAUUUACAGAUCUUUCCCUUCCAGCCAUUCCAGGGACAGCGAUGCCACUGCUCCCAACACUUAUCUGAGAAGGUUACUGCUGACUGCUAAAGAUGCUAGGAAAGCUCCAAGCCUUCAUUCAGGAGUCUUUAAAUCCUAGGUUUAGAAAACAAAACAUCCAGACAUAAACUCGUGAGCUCUGCCAUUUGUACAGCAUCACAGAAAAUGGACAAGGUAUUCCAAGGGAGCUACUGGACAUUAGCACCGUAACAGCUCAGACAGCUAAAAUCUAGAUUGUUUUCCCACAAGGUAACAUUCAUUUACAGCUCUAAUGCAGAAAGAGCAGCUCUUGAAUGGAACGAAUGAUUUAGGUACAUAGGUUUCUUUUAAGAGAAAAACAUUAACAGAACUAAAUAGCAUCCCAGAGGCAAUAAAAUCUCAUCGUGCUAAAGCAUACACAAGUUAAGGCUUUACCUUGGCACAGGAUGAUUCUGAAAUUAUGUUGGAACAUUCCUAACAAAUCAUAUUCAAGCAAUAGAAGAGUCGGUAGUGGGGCUAAGUUCAGACAAGUCAGCGUCCGGCACCCUUACAUUCAACUGGACACGGCUGCCCGAAGGAGCACGAGAACCCAGGCCAGCCAUGGGAAAGGGGUGAGAGCACGGGCGCUCUAGUGAGAAGGCCUUGAGCCUUCAAUCUAACUUUCAAACUAUUACAAUCAAAACAUAGUUUGCCCAUUCUUUGCUUUUGUGGCUUUAAAGCCCUUUUGGUUUUUGAGUAAGAUGAAUACUGAGAUUUUUACUACACUGAACUUUUUCAAGUUUGCACAAUUUUCCUAUUAAGUCAUGUUUCAGUGUAUCUUUCCAGUGUCAGGAAAAAAAUGAAAGAUGGGUACUAGUAAGGUUCUAUAAAGUCAAAAUAGCCCUAAAACUAUUUGUUUAUGAAGAACAGGUGACUGUCCCGUUCUAUGCACAGGAAGAUCCUGUUUUAGACACUGUCAGAAGAAUGUGUCCAUGUAAGACAGCUACAGUCCAGGUAAAAGUCUACAUUGGAGUUACUUCCUGCUCACAAUUACAACCACAGACAUUAAAAUGUAGCUCUCAGAUCUGAAAAUGUCUUUAUUUUUUAGAAAAUGGAUUCCAGGAAGGUU
Molecule: messenger RNA, 5730 nt
Organism: Chinchilla lanigera (long-tailed chinchilla)
Lineage: Eukaryota; Metazoa; Chordata; Mammalia; Rodentia; Chinchillidae
Gene: Usp44
Product: ubiquitin specific peptidase 44
Exons: 6
Coding region: 155-2269 (704 amino acids)
Biological process (GO): protein deubiquitination
Cellular component (GO): cytoplasm
Molecular function (GO): cysteine-type deubiquitinase activity; zinc ion binding
Source: RefSeq, a predicted model, not a curated record